AUGUCCGUCCACGACUCUGAGUUGACUCGAAGCUAUACGGCCGGUGCAGAGGGCUACACAGAAACAGUCGAACCCACCGUCUCCCGACUGCCCAGUGCUCAGAAUCCACCAGAUUACGAAGUCUACUGGACGCCAGACGACCCUGAAAACCCGUGUCUCUGGCCACUAUGGUACAAAGGUCUCAGUGUUGUGACAAUAAGCCUGAGCGCGACCGUGGUCAGUCUCUUCAGCACCGUCUACACCUCGGGAAUCCCAGGCCUACAGGAGGAAUUCCACAUCUCAAAAAUCGUCGGUCUCCUAGGCGUCUUUACGUAUCUUCUCGGUAUGGGCAUGGGGACGUUUGUCUCGGCUCCCCUCAGCGAAGUCCUCGGUCGACGACCGGUGUACCUGGUGUCCAUGGGAAUCUUCCUCAUCCUGGUCCUUCCAAGCGCACUGGCACCCAACAUAGAAGCAAUCCUGAUCAGCAGGUUCUUCGGAGGUCUGUUUGGUAGUACAAUCAUGGGAAAUUCCCCGGCUUCAGUGAACGAUAUUGUUUCCGAUAAGCGUCGCGCGGCGGCAUUUGGUGUUUGGUCUAUCGGACCGGCAAACGGACCCGUGUAUGGACCCAUCAUCGGCGGCUUUGUGUUCGAGUAUCUAGGCUGGAGAUGGACAAACUGGAUUGUCCUCAUCAUGGGUGGUGCGAUUUUCAUCUUAAUGUGUUUCAUCAAGGAAACCUACGAACCCGUCAUCCUCCGACACCGUGCAGCAAAACUCCGCAAGGAAACAGGAAACCCCAAGUGGUGGACUCGAUACGAUGAUGGAGAGGCGCUGAAGACGCGUCUAAGAGUAGGUCUCAGCCGGCCACUCGUCAUGCUAGCCACCGAACCGAUAUGUAUAUUCUGGGACACCUACGUCGCAAUCGUCUACGGCAUCCUAUACCUCUGCUUCGUCGCAUACCCCAUCGCUUUCCAGACCGAGCGCGGCUGGUCCCCCGGAAUCGGCGGGCUGUCCUUCAUCGGCAUCGGAGUCGGCGUGCUCAUCACGAUCGCCUGCGAGCCUCUCCUGCGCAAGAUAAUCAACAACCACCGCAGAGAUCCCGAGACCGGCCAGGUUCCUCCAGAAGCGAUGGCCAGCAUUGUUACCCUUGGCGCGAUUCUGCUUGCCGUCGGGCAGCUCUGGUUCGCAUGGACCUGCACACCGAAUGUGCACUGGAUCGUGCCGAUAUUGGCCGGUCUCCCGUUCGGUGCUGGAAAUGCUUGUGUUUUCAUCUAUGCGAGCAACUACAUGGCGCGGUCAUAUGGUAUUUAUACUGCAUCUGCGCUGGCGGGGAAUAUGUUCGCCCGCAGUGUUAUGGGCGCUUGUCUCCCGCUUGCUGGACCGUCGAUGUAUGCGGCGCUGGGACUCAAUUGGGCGAGCACGUUGCUGGGUCUUGUUGAGGCGGCUUGUAUUUCGAUUCCCGUUAUUUUUUAUUUCUAUGGGCAUAGGAUUCGGAAGGCUAGUCCUAUGAUUCAGGAGAUGGAGAGGAUGCGAGCAGAGGCGGGGGAGACUUGA
Messenger RNA from Aspergillus puulaauensis, 1530 nucleotides. RefSeq names its product MFS transporter. Gene Ontology annotation, biological process: transmembrane transport. The coding region runs from base 1 to 1530 and encodes 509 amino acids. Gene Ontology annotation, cellular component: membrane. The record is from RefSeq and is a predicted model, not a curated record. The transcript is spliced from 2 exons. Lineage: Eukaryota; Fungi; Ascomycota; Eurotiomycetes; Eurotiales; Aspergillaceae. Gene Ontology annotation, molecular function: transmembrane transporter activity.